Messenger RNA from Magallana angulata, 4047 nucleotides. RefSeq names its product solute carrier family 35 member E3-like. The record is from RefSeq and is a predicted model, not a curated record. The transcript has 6 exons. Bases 57 to 986 code for a protein of 309 amino acids. Gene Ontology annotation, molecular function: nucleotide-sugar transmembrane transporter activity; antiporter activity. Lineage: Eukaryota; Metazoa; Mollusca; Bivalvia; Ostreida; Ostreidae. Gene Ontology annotation, cellular component: Golgi apparatus.
CGGACGAGAUGAUAUAAGCGGCUAAUAUAAAUCUGGCAAGAAAACAGAGUGACAAGAUGCGUUCGCCGUCGAUAUCUUUCGUGACUUUUGCCAUUGUUUUAAAUAUUUCUGCAUCUAUAUCUAUAGUGUUACUUAACAAAUGGAUCUAUACGGCAUAUGGAUUCCCGAAUGUGAGUCUGACGUGUUUACAUUUCAUCGUUACAACGGUGGGACUGUUCGUCUGUCAAAGACUCAACAUUUUCCAACCAAAGAGUGUGCCAGUCCAGAAAAUGAUUCCGUUAGCCAUGACAUUUUGUGGUUUUGUAGUGUUUACGAACUUGUCGCUGGAAUCUAACACUGUGGGGACCUACCAGCUCAUUAAAAUGUUGACCACCCCCUGUAUAAUGGUGAUACAGACACUGUAUUACAACAAAACAUUUUCCAAUAGUAUACGAUUUACAGUUAUUCCCAUAGCUCUUGGUGUCUCUUUAUAUUCAUACUAUGAUGUCAAAUUUAACUUAUUAGGAAUUUUUUAUGCUUCCAUUGGAGUUUUAGUUACGUCAUUGUACCAAGUGUGGGUUGGAGAGAAGCAGCAUGAGUUACAACUGAACUCAAUGCAGUUAUUAUACUACCAGGCCCCACUAUCCGCUUGUAUGUUGAUGCUAGUUAUACCAUUUAUUGAGGCCCCUGUGUACAGCAUCCAUGGAGCCAUGGGCCAUUGGGAUAUUCAUGUGUUGGGUGCUGUGUUCGCCUCUGGAGUGAUUGCCUUCUUCGUGAACCUGUCUAUAUUUUGGAUCAUUGGGAACACCUCUCCCAUGACAUAUAACAUGGCAGGUCACCUGAAGUUCUGUGUGACCCUCCUGAUGGGCUGGUUUAUAUUCCACGACUCCCUCACCUACCUACAGAUGUCAGGGAUCAUCUUCACCCUCACAGGUGUCACAGCAUAUACACAUCUAAAGCUGAAGGAACAACAGACUACAUCACUUCCUUCCGUCAUCAAGUCCUAGAAUUUCCUUAAGUUUAUCUAUUGCUAUAGUUUCUUUAUGACAGACCAACUUUUUAACAUUGCUGUUUAUUUUUUAAAAAGAAAUGCAUAAGAGAAAAUCAUGUAUUGAUGAGCUAAUUAUUGAGAUACUAGCUCUCAGCAAUUAUACCCAUAUGCCAAUCAUUGACAAUUAUGAAAAUUCGCAAACUUCAGCUUCUUCUAGAUAUAUUAUUGAUGUUUUGAAAGUUCAGAUUAAAAAUGCAGUGUAAAUCUAGUGUAGUUAAUUCCUAUAAUACUGUAUACUGGGUUAUUUUUGCCCCGUAAAAUUUUUGUCCCUCUACACUUGCAAGCAGUUUCGCCUCCUCUUGAAUUUGCCGAAACACGGUUGUGUUUAAAAAAAGAUAAUAUGAGACAUUGGCAUUUGCCCAGUCUUAGAUUCGCCCACUGGCAAUGAGGGCAGAAGAGGCGAAAAUAAAAAGGGAGCGAAUACUGCCCUGUAUACAGUAGAGAAUGCUAUGUAUGGUAAGAUGCAUGACUGGGUUUUACAAAAGAACUUACGACAUGCGACCAAAUUAAUGAAUGCUUAUUAAUCACAAACUAAUCUACGAAUUUAAUGGCUGUAAAUUAUAAUUAUAGAAAUCAAAAUAAGGAUAAAUUAAUCUUAUGGUUUUAUUAAAAUUUUGUUUGUCAAAGAUCAUCCCAUGGGACUGGAAAUAUUUAAUUACGACUUUGUUGCACGUUUUUUUGUAAAAUGCAUCCCAGAACUAUACACUCGAAUACAUCUACAUACAGAAUUGUAGUAUGUACACUAUAUUGUGUUAUAGGGUGUACAUGUACAUCUUGUUACCAGGAAAUACCUGGUAGAUGCUUGAAAUAAUUGUACAAGUUUUUGAAAUAAGUCCCAAUUGAUAUACACAUGUAUUACAAUGCCAUGCCAGACAAUAUUGCCACAGCAUAUGUUAUAUACAUGUAGUUCUGUUAUUAUUUUUUAUUUCAUAAUUUAAAUGUUUACUGUUAAUUUAUUAUUUGGAAGACCUUGUAAAAUUUGCUGUGUCUGACUUUUUAUUUGAAUAUAGACCCUGUUUAAAAUGUAACUUUAAAAAGUAUUUCUGAAUCAGUAGAUUUGUACUUUGAAACAUUAUUACCGGUAAUACAUGGAUAUGAACCAUGAAAUAUGCAAUGCAAGACCUUUUUACAACAUCUAUUAAUUUUUCCCUCCUGUAAAUGAAAAAUAUGAUGAGUCAAUAUUAUACAAUAAAUCUUCACUUAUUUUAGGUUGACUUAGUUCAAACUAGAGCAUCAAAUGCAGUCAGUCCUUACUCUGUGGACUUGUAAUGUUGAAUUAUACAAUAUAGUCCCACCAAAAAAGUCUCCAAAAUAUGUCAUUUUAGAUUAUUAUACCUUUAGUUAUAUUUUACUAUGUAAGAGUUAUUAAAUACAGUUUGCAGAUGCCCUUAAAAUCACCAUAAACAAACUGAUUCCCUGCAUAAAAGUGCAUAUCAGUUUGUGAACUGAUAAACACCUAUUUGGAACACUGUGCAAUUUCUUUUAAUCAAAGGAAAUUUUUUGAAAUAUUCCGAAUAAAAUCAUGAAUAUUCAUAAUCAAAUAAUUUAAUUUUAGAUGCAGCAUUCUUUUUGAUUUGCUAUACAAAUUCAUCUAUAUUAACAUUUAUUAUAUUGACAUGACUUGCCUCUGUCAUAAUACGAAGUGGUGCAAUUUAAUUUAUUUUUUAACUUGUUGGGUACAUGACAAAUUUAAAUCAUAUUAAAUUGGACUUUUUUUGAUUGAUAGUUUUUACUGGUACAUGUAUAAUAAAAAAGUUAACUGUACUGUUGAGGUAGUCAGCAAGAUUCCAUUUCCCCUCAAACAAGCCUAAUAUUUCCCUUCAGUUGGUUCGCCUCGGGAAGUAGGCUUUCUUUCGGGAAACUUGUAUCUUGCCGACUCCCUCAAUGGUGCUCUAUAAUUGUAUACUGUCAUGGGCAGUGAUUGGUUUUGUCCCUGUAUUUUAAAUCUAUGAACCAGGGUGUUAUUUCAUUGAUUUUAACUCUUAGUAAACAUUAUAGAGAUAGACAUCUAACCUGAUUAUGUGGAUAGAGUUACAUGUUCAUCAUGAACCUAAUAUGAAAAUAACAUUGUAUAUCAAUUCAUACCAGGAGUACAACGUUUAACAAAAUGCUAGUUUAACUGAAAUGGUUUUUCAGUUCAAUAGAGAUUUUAUAUUAACAGAGACUUGGUGUUAGCAAGAACAAGCUCGUACAGGAUGUGUUUCAACUUAUUUAUAUUGAUUACAGACUCCAUUAGUUACAUUGUAAAACUUUUGUUCACUGUAAAAUUAUGUAUUUGGGACCAAUGUGUCUGUAAAAAAGGUUGCUUAUAUCUACACAAUCAUUCAUUUAGUACCAUACUAAGAUGUGAUUUCUUCCAUUUUCUCUUUUGUUAGUUUUUUGCACAGGCAUCUUGUGUUAAAAAUUUGAAGUUAUGAAGGGUUUUUGGUGCGAUAUCAGUAAUAUAAAUUUUUCCCCCUCCACUUUUAAGAGGGUUAUUGUAAAAAAAACUCUAAUAUUUAUCAAUCAUUUCCUUUCUAUGGUGUGUGUGUGUGUGUGUGUGAGAGAGAGAGAUUUAUGUGAUUUUAAUCUAAGAAAGUGGUACAUGUAAGAACUUUUGUUGAGGGAUUAAUAAAGUUCUAUACCUCCUAAAUGUACGUAUUAUUACUGCCUUUGGUUUCCAGGCAUAACUCAAUUUGUUGUAGAAGAAGGUCUAAGGUUAGUAAAACUGAAACAUUGGUUAACAGGGAGGGGAUUCCUUCAUUUUGUACAAAAAUUAAUUAACACAAAGUAUUUAUUUGACAACUACCGGUAUUACCAAUAUACAAAAGUAUAUCACAUAAAUAUAUAUACAUGUGUUGUAAGUCUGCAAAGCAGACGAAAUGCAUUGAAUGAGCAUUUUGACACAAUUUCAUGUACAGUACAUGUAUUCAAUGUACUUGUGGGUAAUGUUAUUAAAUGAGUUGUAAACUAAAGCUGUUCUGUAGUUUGAUUCCUGAAAUAAUGAACAAAUCAAUAAAGAUUUAUUCCACAUUUUA